GAAAUGAGAAAUAUGAUUAUCUGUGUAUAGAUAAUGAUGAUAAUGAAAGUUUUUUUGGGAAAGCAGCAAUUGGAUUGUUUAAUUGUCAUGGUAUGGGUAGUAAUCAGCUAUGGUAUCAUUGUAAAUUUGGUCAGAUAAGAAGACAUAGAGGAUGUUUUGAGCCACAUAAAGAAAAACAAGGCCAAAUAACAUCAUGGUACUGUACUGGAGAGUAUUCAGAAAAACAGCAUUGGUUGUAUAGAGAUGACCAAAGUAUAUAUCAUGGUGAAACUAAACAAUGUUUAGAUGUAGUUUCUGAGGGUAAAAGGACCUAUCGGUUAGUGUUAAAUAACUGUAACAAUCAACCGAGUCAGCAGUGGAGAUGGCUUCGUAGUUCACCUCCAGGGCCCAUUCCACAAAUCAACUAAUCAUUAGCUCUGGUUUUCAUGUGAUAUUUCGUUUCACAAGGUGUGAUUUAGAUAGGUUCUCCAACUUAAGACUUUUCAAAUCUGAGAAAAAUUCAAAUCUGGCUGGUCUUUCUGCUGGUACCCUUCUUACCAUCCAUGAUCUGCCGAGACUGAUUGUUGCCAGUAUAUUCAGAGGAAAGGGUUUUAUUGCUAGAGCGUAUGAGAAGUUAAAUAUCAUUUUGUGAACAAAAGUGUGUGGGAAAGGAUGACGGAGAUGGAUAAAACUGUUUCCUCAAAUGAUAAGGAAAGUAAUUUAAUGUAAAUAUAAAUAUAAUAAUAAUAAUGUAUAAAUCACGUAAAAAGCAAUACAGAAUAAAUCUGUAUAAUAAAAGGAUAUGAGAGAUG
Messenger RNA from Lottia gigantea (owl limpet), 791 nucleotides. RefSeq lists its product as hypothetical. Lineage: Eukaryota; Metazoa; Mollusca; Gastropoda; Lottiidae. The transcript has 3 exons. The coding region runs from base 93 to 407 and encodes 104 amino acids. The record is from RefSeq and is a predicted model, not a curated record.